GUGGGUGCACCGGAGAGGGGGCAGUAGAGCCUGAUCGCAGCCGGAGUCACUCUCAGAUGUGUAGUGUUCGCCAGUAGCCUGAUAGCCUCACUCCGCACUCAGCCAGAUGGUGGCCGGAAUAGGAGGCUUCAUCUUCCUGGGCACUCUGUCGCUGGCUCUGCUGCGACUGGGCGACGGAUCGCUGCUGGUCGCGCGGCCGCAGCGACUCGAUGACGACGAGGACGACCAGUCGUGGUCGCGUGCGGCUGCCGCUCCAGCCGCCACCUCCUGGCGCAAGCGGACGGCCGGAGGCGGCAGUGGCGGCGGUGGAGGCGGCGGAUCCCAUCCUGACCUGCCCAAGGGGCUCGCCAACCAGUUCCUCACACGUUCGCCGCGCGGAAACCGCCAGUACGACGUGCCGCAGAUCGAAUGUCCGCCGGCGGAGGAAGACGGCAUGGAGCGGUUUGCGUGUCCGACGCCGGACCACAUGGGUCGCUACCGCUGUAUCGACGACCAUGUGCUCUGCGACGGAUUCAUCGACUGUCCCACCGGAGAGGACGAGGACCGCCAGGCAUGCAUGUUCUACAAAACGACGAAGGCGCACUUAGAUAUCCUGGCAGAUGCGCUAUUACGAUGGGCUAGGGGUCGUUAACGACACGACCUGACACCGGCGCCGCCAACUUGUCAUCUCAACAACCAGUCUUGCCACCACAACAAGCAAAUCAUCCCCCCCACCGACAAACAAAUCACCCUCCAGCUCCCCGACUGCAGUCAGACUGGCUUCUCGAUCAACGCGCACCGCUGCUCCAGGAUGGUCUCUAUGGUAACUAUACACUUGUUGGCGGAAUCGGGUCCCAAGCUCCAGCUCACCAUGAUCCUCAACGACGCCCUCGGCAUCCUCAACCACCUCUCCUCCACUAAACCCUCUCCACAUACCCCUCCCCCAAACGGACUAAUCACCAUCAUGAUUAUGGACACAGUUGUUGUUGACUACUCUAACAAACAAUUAAAAUCUUCCUUGUACACUUGGUCUGAUUCUGACAACACACCCUACCCAAAAUCAGCAUUAGUUUGUGAAUUUAACCUGCUACAGAAGCCACACAACAAGACGACAGCUGUACGCCUCGUACACUGCACCAGUCAAAUUACACUCGAUACCAUAAAACAACAAUAAGGCCUCAACCUGGCUGAUCAUGUAGCUAUAUAUUUUUUGUAUCAUGAAAGAGAGUAAAAAACAUGCACGGAACUGAACAUUACUGAGGAUAAAUUAAUGUUUUCAAAACACAAAAUAUAAAUAAAAUAGGUAGUGUGUUAAAGAAACAAAAACCGAUGUAUAAUAAAAAACAUAGGAGCUAAGUUUUAGGUAUCUUAGAUUUGAUUUAUAAAAUUGACUGAAUACAUCUAAUGUUAUUUUUAAUUAUUAAUUAUACGAUUGAUUGAUUGAAUGAUUAAUUAUUAUCAAAUGACACAGUAAGACUGUAAAAACACUGUUAGUUAUGAUUAUUAUGGUUCUCACUGAUAUUGUUGAUUCAAGAUUACUACUACUGUAACACAGUACUCAUAAUUAUUUUUAGUUUAAUGUGUUCAAGUUGACCACAGAUAGGAUGGUUGGUUUUAGUCUAUAAGUGAGAAACAGAGUUAAUUAAUGGUUUAUUUCUUAGUCGUCCAAAAUCGACCGACGAUGAUAUUAUAUUAUUCCAAUGAGUGUGAAAAGGGCUUAAUAUAAAAAUAAAUAUGGCCGACUGAAAUAUGAUUUUGUUGGGUGGCGGUGUGCUCGAUUGCUUCUCUCCCUCUUUCACUAGACGACUUUCUGCUUCCUCCAAUAAAAUAGUAACAAAUGUGCGCUCUUGUUGAAAAUGAUGUGUUCAUAUAAUAAUGUUAAUCUUGGUCGCAUAUGUCAAUGUUUUCUGAAUCCAGUCUUCCUUCUGCUGAAACACGCUUUUCCAUCAAUACCAAUUCACGAAACAAUACUUUAAUCUUUGCAUUAUGUUCAUAAGAUACAAAUAUAAUCGUGAGAGAUGAAUCGACUGUAAAACAAGGGAAAAAUUGAACAUUUUUCGACCCGGUUUCAGAUAAUAUAAGCAGUUAACUUCGUUGAAGAUUUUCUAUACCUUUCAAUAAUCACCAGGAGAAAAUAUAACAAUGUUUAUUCAAUCCUGAAACAAGUGAGAUGGGAAAAUUGAACAUUUUUCGACUCGGUUGCAGUUAAUAAAAACAGUUAACUAGGUUGACGAUUCUCUAUACAUUUCAAUAAUCACCAGGAGAAAAUAUAACAAUGUUUAUUCAAUCCUGAAACAAGUGAGAUGGGAAAAUUGAACAUUUUUCGACUCGGUUGCAGUUAAUAAAAACAGUUAACUAGGUUGACGAUUCUCUAAACUUUUCAAUAAUCACCAGGAAGAAAAUAUAACAAUGUUUAUUCAAUCCUGAAACAAGUGAGAUUAUAAAGUGAAUCAACGUUUGAUACUACAGACAAACUGAAACAAGUAAGAUGAUCCAUUGAGGUUUUAAUGAUGAUACUGAAGUCGAAUCAGACAUCUUUGAAUAAAUCAAACAUCUUCACAACCCAUCAAUUAAAAUCUAAUAUUCUCAAGAUGCUUCUGUGUUUUUCCAUGUUAAGAAGUUGAAACUAUCUAUCAUUCACGAGACAAAAUUUAUAUUCUUGGAUUGAGCCCUCCUCAGGAAAAAAUAUUCUUAAGAAAACUUCAUAAUUGAAGUUCAGAUCAUGAAAGUAUUUCGCAUCAAUUGAGAAUCGUCACUCCAAUGAUGGAAUGAAAAAAUGGGAAAGGAUUGAAAAACUCAAUGAUCACGCAAGAGUAACAUUUACUCAAUGAUCUUUCACAGAAUUGAUGAAGAAUCCUGAUAUCUCUCACUUAACAUUCUCAGUAAUACACUAUCGUUCUCUAAUAUUCGGUUACAGUCUUUCUCAAUGCAUAAUUAGCUUCUUUUUUCUAAAUCUCUAUAUUGAAACAUCAACCGUAGAUAUUUCAAACUAAUUGGCAAAUCCUGUAAUGAAUACUCAAGUGAUAACAAUUCCAAACAGAAUUAAUCCCAAGUCCAAGUUUCAACUCAGAAGCGCGAUAUGAAAAUACGAGCAUUAUUAAAUACAUUAUUUAUUACAUUCGUUAUUCAAUCCUAAAGUUCAUAAAUAUUUGGACUCAAAAUUGGAUAAAAAUCAUGAAGUGUGAACAUAACCUACUUUUGGAAAAUUUCUAUCUAAAUUUGAAAAAGGAAAAGUUUUUAGCUUAAAGCCUGUUGUUCCUUUAUCAAUCAUUCAUAGUUGAGAAUGAUAUUGUAACCAUCAAUGUAUGAAUAAAUACACUAUUUAUUACAUCAUUUAAUACAUUAGACAAUACACACAUUCCAAUGGAACCGUUCCCCAUAUUGAUGAAAAUACGCUUUCUAUAAAUUCUAAAAUUCUGUACUAUCCUAUAGACGGGUUGAUACUGGCUUUCAUUUCCCAAUAUAUAGAUAUAGAAAACAUGGGCAGGUGCGACAAGACAGUCUUGUUAAAAAAUUUAGCUAUUGUAGUAGGAACUGAGAGUACUAUCAGAGAACGUAACAGUACCUGAUGAUUAGAUUAUUGUUUUCAAAUGAAUUCCACAAUAAAAAGUCAUUUGAACCAUUCCAUGUUACUGAAAUUCUACAAAAGCAUUGUCACUCUCCAGCAAAAUAAUUAUAUAUGCUCAUGGACUACACAUACAACUAUGUGGAUUAUUAAAUAUUGUAAUAUGAAUAUUUCAAAAAUUGUGUAAUAGCUUCUACUAAAAUAGCUAAACAUUAUCUGUUAUACUUUCAACUUUGUUUAAUCGGUGAAGAGUUACCACUUUAGUAGAAAGGUCGAUUUUUAAUUUAAAGAUAACUACUAACUACUACUAGGUUCCUACGGCGAAUAAUUAUCUUGUAUAUAGGCAGCAUUAGGAUGUUAUAUCUAGAGUAGUGUUGUGAAGACCACAUUAUAAUCUAUAUUGAAUGUUGGUAGUGAAGAAUUGGGAGAAAUGGAAAAUGAAAAAUCUUGAUAGUUUUAUGAAAAUUCAGUGAAAUAGUAAACUUCCCUUCUAAAGUAAACUGUCAAGUCCAACGCAGUCUCUCAUCCAAUUUACUUCAAGGCUAGGAAUUUAUAGUUUUUUGAGUUGAGCAAUUUAUCACAGUUACAUUUGAUAUUUGUUUUUGAGAAUAAGAGAUUGAAGCAAAAAAAUAUUGAGAUAAUAGCUCCAAUCAAACUUAAUCCGCUUAUAGAAAAAUACAGUCAUCAAGAAGUGGAUGAAAAGUAAUUUAUGAAGUAUAAUAUAUUCAUGUAGUCCAAGAAAUUGAUAUCGACUGAUGCCAAAUGAAUAUUGGAGUACACCAAAAUUGUAAAAAUUCAUUUUAUUAUGAUAAAAAUUCACAUAUUCCAUUAUUGGAAUGCUUUAUCUGGAACCAAUUUCUUGUAUUCACGAGUAUUUGGAUAUAGGAAAGGCAUUCUAGAAUAAAAUUCAUAUCUUUCAAUAAGCAAUAAUAACAGUUCUUAUACAAGAAUACCAUUGAAUAUCAAUGAAGCUGAAUGAAAAUUAACUUACCAAGCAAUAACAGUUCAGCAAAAUUAUCUGCAAAAUUUAUUGAAAAAACAGUUAAAAAUGCGCGCAUAAUAAUAUUAUUAUUCAACCGCCCAAUCAUUAUUAUAAUUAUGAUAAUUAUUAUUGAAAAUGGAUCUUUCUUCUUCAAAAAUUGAUGACUGUUAUACAGAUCACUUCAAUAUAACCGCUAUAUGAAUGUUUUUUCUCACUGAGGUAAACAAUUUAGGCUUCUUGUAUACAUAACGUUCUAAGUCGAUGAUUUUAUCUAUAAUGUUUCAAACUGACAAACAGCAGGAGUAAUUCUAAAAUUUAUACCAAAUAUGAGAAGUUGAGGAGCUAUACUCUCCAAUGAAAUUUUUAAGAUUUGAUCCAAGAUUACAUUCUUAAUAAAUAAGUAGGAACAUAUAAGGAAUUUUUUACAAUCAUUGUGAGUUAAAUUCUGUUGUGUCAUGAUUCUAUGUAUUUUCCAACCACCCAUCUUUUGACACAUAGGUAGAUUACAUACAGAAAUCCACAUUACACGAGUGCAAUAAUAUACUUGAGCCUCGAUUGGUCACUACAAAUUACAGGAAACGAUUAAAAUCAUAAAAAUAGGAUAAUCUACAAUUAAUCAUUACAAAUUACAGAAAACACAUAGAAUCAAGAAAUUGAAUUAACGGGGUGGUAUAAAAAACUAUAUUAUAAUGCUCUUGGAAUUCUCUUACAUAUGAAAAGUAUCUGCAACAAGCAAAAAUUAUCUUUUUUACUCUAAAAUUUUGUCUGUAAUCCAGUUGUGUCCUUUUUGAAGUGGUUAGACAAGGGAUUAAAUGAGUGAAGUAAGGUGAAGAAAGGUGCAUCAAACAUCAAUUGAAACAUUUAAACAUUGAUUGAACAAACUUCUGAAAUACGAUGUUUGUAAAACAGACAGAUCAAUGAAUGAGACGGGAAAACUGAGGUAACAACAUCAUGACAAACAACAAAUCUCGAAGUGUUAAUCAGCUCAGAGCUCGAAUUUCCAAUUUGGUGUACACUCACCUCACAUCAAAACAGAACAAUUCAAAGAAUCACAGAACAAGUCUGCAAAGUUUUCAAACAAGCUUUGCCGUUACAAACUGAACAAACUGAUACCGUUUAAUUGUAGCAACUUUCUGCAAUAGACAAGCAGCAUAACCUGACCUGACCUUACCUAAGGAUUGGAUUAUUUUUGUAUAAGGAUUUGAUGAUUUGCGUUUGAAUAAACUGUGAUUGAGUAUGGAUGAGGAAAUCAAUUGAAUAUGGUGGGUACUUGAGAAAAAAGGAGAAGAGGAAGAUGAAGAAGAAGAGGAAGAUGAAUAGGAAAAUGAAAAGGAAGAUGAAGAUGAAGAGAAAAAUGAAGAAAAAUAAGAAUUAGAAUAUGAGAGAAAAGUAGAUGAUAUGAGUAUAAGAAGAGAGGAAAAAGGAAAAAAGAAGAAGAAGAAGAAGACGACGAUGACGAAAAAUAAGAAGAAGACGAAGACGAAGACGAAGAAGAAGAAGAAGAAGCGGCACAUUGGUUUCAAUAAGUCUCCCCGCCAGUCAUCAACUUAAUCCAGGGUUUGAAUCUCGCGAAAAUUUCUGUGGGAGCACUCCACUAUUACUAUUAUUAGCUUCGAAAUCAGGUUUUUCUCUAUUUUCUCAUGGAGCAAUCAUUCACAUAACUUCACCACUCAUCAUGCACUCACCACUCAUCUCAUCAGCACUUCACCAGCACUCAUCCCAUCCACAGCACUUCUGGGCCACAACACUUCUGGGUCACAUGAGAACGGGCGUCUCUCCGUUUGACUUGCUGGCGUCAUCAUAGCCUGAUCGUUAGCAAGACGAACGGAGCGGCUUAGUCCAAGAACUUCUGGGUCACAACACUUCUGGGCCACGUCACACUUCUGGGCCACAGCACUUCUGGGUCACAUGAGAACAGUCUCUCCGUUCGUCUCACUGACAUCAUCAUAGCCUGGUUGUUAGUGAGACAAACGGAGCGGCAUAGUUCAAAAACGUCACUGGUUCACCAUCUCUUGCAACGUUGAAGACUACUUUGAAGACAAUAGUUUCCGAAUCCAUCAUUACAUUAUACGAAUUUAAGCACUUUAAUAAGACAUUGAAUACAAUUUUCUUUCAGAGUAAUUAACUCAAUUUCAAACUAUAACCCGGGUACAGCUGUAUUUUGGAAUCCAUCAUCACACCAUACGAAUCCAAGCACUUGAAAAAUGAAAAUUUGAAUUCACUGGAGAAUAAAUUAUUCAAUUCAAAAGCCGUGGCCUACUGGAUAGAAGCUGUAUUUUGAUAUCCUUCACCACAUCAUACGAAUCCAAGCACUUUUGAAAAUUUGAUUUUAUUGGAGAACAAUUAUCUCCAUUUUCAACGAUAAGCCGUGACCUACCAGUUAACAGCUGUAUUUUGAAAUUAAACACCAUAUCAUACAAAUUCAAGCACUUCAAUAGAACUCUAAAGGAAAUAAUUUAUGCAAUUUCGAACAAUAAAUCGUGACCUACCGGGUGAACAGCUGUAUAUUGAAAUCCAUCAAUACAAUCAUACAAAUUCAAAGACUUAGAGAGAAUAAAAUUUAUUGAAGAAAAAUUUAUGCAAUCACAAACAAUAAGCCGUGGCUCACCCAGUAGUGAUAGCUGAUAUCAAGAAGUACCAACAGCAAUGCGCUGUAUACGACUGAUAGGUGGCAAGUCAAGUAGUAGAGAAAGACGAAAUUUCAAAAGAAAUUGAAAGAAGAAAUUGAGAUUGAAAUUCAAUACAGUGAGAGAAGAAUUGAAAAUAGAAACACUGAGAAAGAAACAUAGAUUCAACACAGAAAAUGGAGAAAUUCAGCACAUUCAAGAAAAAUUGCAAUAGAAAUUUUAUAGUGAAAAAGAAUAAAUUGAACACAGGAAAAGAAGAAAUUGAGAUAGACAUUUAACAGAAACAGGAGAAGAUUUAGAUGGAAAACUGAAAACUAUCAGGUAGAAUUUUGAAAUAGAGUAGGAAUGGAACGAAAUAUAGGCUUAGCUAGUCAUUGAAAUGCUUGUAGUCUUCGAAAAAAAAUCAAAAAUAAAAUUUUCUGUUGAAAGCAAAUAUGGAAUGGAAAAGAUGAACCAACCUGGAAGAAUAUCACAGAAAUUGAGGAUGGGUCAAGCAAUUUGAAAAUAAAUUUUCAAAUAUGGGAAUAAUCUCAAGGGAUGAAUUGAUAUCCGUUAUUAUCAGAUCAGCAUUCUAUCAUAUGAGCCUCAUUAGAAGCUGACGAUUUCAAACGAUAUCCUAAUCCCUAUGAGACAAAACUUAUUGGGGAUUUAUCAUCCAUUGUUUUCAAUAUUUGAGCUGGGAUUUACCAUUUACUGUUUUUAAAAUUUGAGCUGGGGAUUUGUCAUUCAUUGCUUCCAAUAUUUGAGCUGGGAUUUAUCAUUUACUGUUUUUAAAAUUUCAGCUGGUGAUUUGUCAUUCAUUGUUUCCAAUAUUUGAGCUGGGAUUUAUCAUUUACUGUUUUUAAAAUUUGAGCUGGGAUUUGUCAUUCAUUGUUUCCAAUAUUCGAAGUGGAGAUUCUGAGAUUAUGUGUUUGAGAUUGUGACAAGGGCCUGUCGCUAUUUCAUUAUACAUAACAUAUUAAUUCAGAAACGAAGAAGUAAACGGUUCUGUGGAGAUAUUUUAAUUUAAUAGGCUGGAGUUUACUGAUUGUUAGCGCAAAGGAAAACAUCAGAAUUGAAAAAGAGAGCUUGAAUUCAUCCAAUCGCAGUAAAUAAAUUCAUUAAAUAUGCUAAAUCAAUACAUUCAUAUUGAAAAUACUAUGAGGAUCUUUCCAGUCAGAAACCAUAAAGCAGCCAAAUAUUAAAAAAAAUCAAUCGAACUUUGAUUUAGGAUGAUGCAUGCUCUCAUUCAUAUUGUAUGCUUGUUCAUAUCAUCUCAUUCUUUUAUCACAUUGUUCACAUUAUCACAUUGUAUUACAUUGUUGUACUUUAACAACCUUCAUCUUCUUAUUUAAGAAUGAACAAGAUUACUAGAGCAUUGAGUUGAGCAAUAUCUGAUAUCAAUGACUAAGUUGAAUAAUAUUGAAUAUCUAGAAAAAACUAGUUCCAAUAAGACAGUAAGGUAGUGAAUAACCUCAUUGAGAAUGAAAUCCCUACUUGUUGAAAAUAAUCAGAGUCUGAUAGCAUCUGAAUGAACUGAUUAAUGAAGAUUAAUUGAGUCCAAUAACACCAGAUCAAAACACUGUCAUCAAGACAAUGAGAUCUGUCAGGAAAUAUUUCAAACAAUAAUUUUAAAAAUUCCAUCAUAAUGAUAGACUGCAAUAUUGUUGAUAAUCAGACAUUAGUUCUUAGUUUAAUUCCUGAUCAACUUGGAAAGUAUAUACAUUUCCAUCCAAGAAUUCUCUAAAAAAAUCACCAAACAUCCUGUUGUGAGAAAUCAUUAUGGGAAAUUCUGAUUUCUCCUGAAAGUAGUAACUCUUAUUGAAAUGGUUGACUGUGAGAGAUUUCCGAUUAUUCCCCUUAAUUCAAGUUCUUCAGCUCCUUUAUUUAUAAUCGCCAACCAUUUUUCACGUUUCCAAUCGCUUUCUUCAAAAAUGUUCUCUGAUUCCUUUCUACAGAUUGCCUAAUUGGGAACAACAAUAAUUUUUUCCAUCCAUAUUACUAUCAUCAAUCAUAGGUACUUUCUUUAAAAAUUUUCUACAAUUCCUUUCUAGAGAUUGCUUAAUCUAUUUCAAUCGGAAUAGAUGAUAAUCGAUUCCAUCCACAUAAUUAUCAUCAAUUGAAUCAGUUCCCUAGUACCAACAGAAUUGUCGGUAUUGCCAAUCAUUGAAAAGCAGAAAAUCUUCCAGAAAAGUUGUGUUCAGAUCGAAUGCUUGUUUCUCGUAACUCGAGAUAGAAUCAGUCCAGUAGGAUUUUCUAGUGUAGCGCGUAAUAGUUUCGCGGUUCAUCCGGUAGGAGCAGUGUAGUCGACGAUUAUUUAUUCACUAUAUUUCAAUAUUGCACAAUAUAAGUGUAUUUAGAGUAGCGUGUAGGAUUUAGACUAGAUGCAUGUGUAUAACUAAAUACAUGUUCGCACAUUGAUAUUAUAACUUAUAAAUAUAAUUAGGGGCGAACUGCGAUUAGAUGUAAAUUCGUGUAAAUAGCUAGUGACGGAAUGGUUUGAUCUCUGGGUAUGAGGAGGGGAGUCCCUCAGGGGCUGGAAUUUUGGGGCAGUUGGGAGCUCUGAUAGCAGGGGAUGAUAGACGAACUGAACAGCUGAUUCAAUUCGUCGCUGAGCCAACAUGCCCUGGUAUCAGACUGGAGUUCCAGUGGAGACUGGUGAACUUCUCAACGUCUACAAAUAAACUAAGGGAUUUUCAGCCACAUAUCUAUGAAACUCGCAAACGAUCUGAGCGUUCGAUACUGGGAAAAGCUCUCUUACAAUUAUUUCCGUAAUUCAGACUGAAAACUAUCGUUGAUUGUUAGUUAACAAUCUGAAUGUAAACCAAAUCCUUAUAUAUGGGAAAUUCCCGUCUGUAAUUCUCCUCUCACUCUAUUACUCUUUCUAUGUGUUCCGUAUCACCGUAACCCUCUCUCUCUCUAUUCUGUAUUGUAACAUACAUGGAUAAAGAACUCUCAUCCAAUCUUAUCUAAUCUGUCUCUCUAAUCUAUUUUGAUCUCUCUAUUUUCUGUCUCUACCCUCUUAGCCUCUUCUUUCAUUUUUGGCAAGUCAUCUUUAUUCUCUGAUUAUUCUUCCAUGAGUCUUGUGUACCUUCUCUUUCAACCUUCUCAAUUUUUCUCAAGCCAAAAAAUUUGAGCCAUAAAUUUCAAAAAAAUAUCCAUCAAAUUCCAGCGCAUUUAUUUCCUGAUCCUUGACAUCAGUUCUACAGAGUAAAUUGUUUAGUUUAAAAUCCUCCACUUGCGAUUAUAAAUUAAAAGAGAUUGCAGAUUGUCUGAUGUUGAGCAUCCUUCUCACUCAUUGUAUUAAAUUUCUAUUUCAAUCAUCAGAAUUAACGAGUAUAUUAUUUUUGGAGCUCAUGUUCACAAAAUUUGAUAUUAUUAUUAUUCUAAGAUAAAAUUUACAUUUUAUGGAAUCAAUUCAAUCAGAAAUACUGUAUCAAUGUACUGAUUCAUACAGAUAAUAACAGAGCAAGAAAAUGAUAAAUUCGUUACAUAAUAAUAUUUGAUAUUGAUAAUUAAGAGAUAAAUUACUGAACUGAAUCCAGUGGAUUGCAAAAUAUGCUAAAUGAAUUUCAAUCACCUUAUAUCUUGAAUGAUCAAGCUUUCAGAUUAUUUAAAACUCAUAGAUUAUUCAAAACUGAAAAACAAUUCUCUCAAUAUUGAUGAGGGCAUGACAUGAGGAAUCAUCAAUACUUUAUAAUCUCUUAAUUAUAAUAAUACAUUAUAAUGAUCGAACCUUCUCCACUUCUCUUUGCAAUCACGUCAUUCAGCUUCUAUAUAAAAUUCAAUUUCAACUUCUCAUUGAUAUUCAGAUUUUUCUACUCGCAAAUCUGUCAAUCACUACUAUUUUCUAAACACUACUCUUUCAAUCAAUCAUUCGACUUAAAUCUCUGCAUUUCAUGCUCUCAAUGCGAGUUUUAUCAGGAACCUUUUCAAUCUUAUAAACGAUGCAUCAGCUUUCAAUUUCAAUUUAUCAAAAACACACAAAACAAGACAAAACAAAAUAACAGAGAAAGUCAAUAGGCGACAAAAUUUCUUUGUUACUUUGUUUUGUCUUGUCUUGUGUGUUUUUAAUAAAUUGAAAUUGAAAAAAUUGAAAUUUCCGUCGAAUCAAAUCAUUAAUCUACAGUAUAAUCAUUAUCAUUUAGUGAAAGAUCUUCCAAAGUAUGCGAGAUGGGAUUGAAACGAUUGUAAUAAAACUGGAUUUGCAUGAAAUUAUGUAGUUAUUGAAAGCCAAUGUGUUCAUAACAAGAAGAAUUUGAAUGAGAAAUGGAUUUUAAGAAUCACAUUGAAGAAAGAUUUGAAUGGAGAUCACCCAACAAAAUAUCAAAAUAAGAUUCCAGUCUCAUUUCCAACACAAUGGAGUAGAAUGCUAAUCACUCACUAAUAAAAAUUCUUCAACAAAUAAAAUUCUCUCACUAAUUAAAUUUUCACUCAUUGUAAUAACACUGACUUCUCAGUCAAUGGAAAGUGUUGAUGAGAACUGUUUGCGAAAAAAUAACACUGUUUUCAUCAAGGUAUCGGCAAAAAUUAAGGCUUCAUCAAGAAACAAAAUUUUUAUAUAAAUGUGAAUAAAUAUUGCGAGAAAAACACUGUUUUCAUCAAGGUAUCGACACAGGCUUCAUCAUGAAACAUAAUGCUUAUAUAAAUGUGAAUAAAUAUUCCACUCAUGGAAAUAUUCGAAUGCUCUACCUGAAUUUUUGGAGAAUAAUAGCCCUCAACUUCUCUCAUAAUUAACUACAUAAAUUUGUAACUUUCCGCUAAAUUAAUUGCUAAGACAUAGAAUAGCAUUGAGAAUUCUUGAAAAUAUAAAUUGAAUGAAACGAAUAAGCAAUAUGAAUCAUAUCAAAUUUGUUCUGAAAUUGUUGCUGUUUAAACUAAUAUAAGCAAUCGAUGCAAUUUAUCAACAGUUCUGGAGUUGAAAUGCCUUAGCAGAGAUUAAUAAAUUAUUAAAUUUUGGCCUUCUAUAAUGUAACUUGUAAGAACAUCAGUAAUAUACUCUACAGAAAAUGAUGGUUCCAUUUUCGAUGUUAAUCUGUGCGUGAAUUCCAAUUAUUGUAUCAGAAGUGUUUCAUUGUACAAAUUAUGUACCAAAGACGUCCCAAUAAAUGCUAUUGAAUAGAUAAUUCUUUGGAAUAAAAACUACUUUUUAAAUUUUGGAUACACAUAAAAGACUCUAACUUCGUUAAUACAUGGCCAACUAUAGCUAGAAAUUCUGGAAUAAGAUAAUUGUUCUUAAGAUAAAAGUUUAGCCUGCCAUUCAAGAAUUUAUCAGUGAAAAGAAAUUGCAAUGAAUGGGAUCCUAAUAAUCUACGAUGUUAGAUGAUAAUUAUCUAAUCGAUUAAUUCUUGAUAAUUGCGCCUUCAUAACUAUGACCAAUCACAUGCAUUCUGAUUUACUUUAGAAUAACCAUACAAUUUUUUAUGGUUAAAAAUUAUUGAUAAAUAUAUUUAUUUGUGAUAACAUGCCAAACAGUACUCCAAGAAUUAAAUUCAUGAUUGAAUGAAGUGGCAAUCUCUGCUAUAGAUUCGAAGUAAUAAAACUAGUUUAUCUAUACAUUUUUUUUAGAAAAAUAAAGAUUUAGGUAUCCUAAUUAUGAUUUGAUAAAUUCAGAGCCUGUAUUAGAAUAAUAACUUUAGUUCUCUUGUUAUUGACCUCCACCUCACUGUGUAUACUUUUAAUUUAUAGUUUAUAAUGUUCUUAUGGUUCAAUAAAAAAGUUCCCCAAAGUAAUAAUAUCUCAUCACUUUCAAAGAAAAUUCUUUUCAAUGAACUUGUGAACUGUAAAACUAUUAGCAUAGCCACAUUCACAUAAGAAGGGCCUAAAUAAUAUGAAAAUCAUUUUAUGUGUUAUGGGCGUUGGGAGCUAAAGUUUUAGAGUUUAUAUAUAUUUAUGUAACCAUUAAUAUAAGAAUAUUAUCCUAUUUCAAAAAUAAGUGUUCAAUUUCUAGUAGCCUAUUUCCUGAAUUGGAGUUUUUAGAGUUCUCUGGAAAUAAAUAACGUGAGUUUGAAAUGAGGGUGACUUUAAAGAGUUGGAAUUUUUCAGUUUAGCAUACUGUACUAUUAUUGAAACAAAACAUGUUCGUAAAUGCAUUGCUCUAUCAUUAUUGCUAUUAAUAAUGAAACCAUACUGGUAGACUCAUCACAAAAUAAUCCCAGCUCGAAAAAAUGUGUAAAGUAGAUUAUAUCAAUGUAUCUAAAAUACAUUCUAGGUACCUUGCAUUAUAUUAUUAUAUUACGAACCUAUUUCCAUCUGAGACUAGGCCUAAUACAGAGACAGAUACCUACUCAGGUUGUGCGGAUUCUAUGUGAUAAUAUAACGAUCCACUUGGUUGGAAAAUCAUCUUCUUGAGAUGAAUGAAAUUCAUGAUCGGUUAUGAACAAUAAUCCUACAAAACAAUGGAGAUUAUGAAAAUUAAGGUAUCAUUUAAAAAUUAGCAUCUUUGCUCUUCAAAAUGAUGGUGAAUAGAUCAAUGAUAACACUGUAAAACUAAAAGAAAAUGUUCAGCUGAAGACAUCUAUAGUAAUUGAAAUUGACACGGCACUAAGAAACAAACAGGCCUAUCUAUACUGUAUUUAUUAUAUAGCUUAAAAAUGAACUUUAGAUGAAUGAUACUGACAAUUUUUAGAUUAUGGAUAAAAUAAAGAUGAAGAUGAUAGUUAAUAAAAAUACUUGAAGGAAUAGGGAUACUUAAUAUAAAAUUGAAGAAUGCGAACUAGAAAAAAACUAUUUUAGAGUUAAAGAGGAACAUAAAAGAGUAUUUUGAAAAAUGAUGGCUGUCUAGACAUGUGAGAGAGUUUGUUGUAAUUGUUGCACAUAAUUAAUAAACUAUUUAUAUGUAAAUAUGUAACUAAUGAAUGAAAGAUCGAUUAUAUUCAAUAUUAUUUCGAUGCAACUGUUCAUUGAAUUACAAAUAGUAGACUAUUUUUAUAAGAACCUUUGAGUAAUUUAGUUAGCAUAUUGGCAUAUUAGUUACCAUGAUAAAUAAUUUAAUUUUCAACCCCACCUAGAGUGAUAUUUCACAGCGAACAAUAGUCAGUAUUGUGUUAUUUUCUCUUAGAGCUGUUGUUUAAUGAUUAAUUAAUGUAAGCUUCUAAUUAGUUUUUUAGUGUAACAUAUAAAUUGUAAGAUAUAAAGUGGAUCUCAGAGAUCCACGACACUGUAGCUUGUAAUUGAGUGUAGUUGAGAUGCUAAGAACUUUUUGAAAAUGUAAGGAUUUGUAAUCGUGUUAUAAUGUUAUUGAUGUUUGUGAAUGAUCACGUUGGUACGCCUGUUUUUGGGUGUGGGCAAUCGAGCACAUCCUUCGGGCGCCAUUUUGUAUCAGCUGGCUUGAAUAUGACCUUGGAAAAAGUAGGGCGUGACCUUGAUGAAGGAGUAGAUACUAUGUGGGAUGAAAUCUAGACAUGUUAUUACAAUGUAUAAAAAUGACAGUGUUAGUGAGUGUUCUCUAACCUUUGUACAAAUGAAUGCUUGUCACAAGUCUCAAUUGCAAUUUGAUUUUUUGUAGUGUAUCAUUUCUAUUUUUGUCUAUAUUCUAUCACUCGCCUUCUAGUGCUCACUUCUAUUGUACUUUUCUUAUGCAUCACUUUUUCAAAUCCUCAAUAUUUUCUUUCAUUAUAAUUGUUGACUAUGGGUAUUUCUCUACUGGCAAACUUGUAUGUACGUAUAUAUAUUUUUAUGCAUCACUUUUAAUAAUGCACACACCUCUAUUUGUUUCCGAAUAUUUUUUUCUAGAAUAAAAUAUUAUAUUAUAUAAAUAUUUAUAUAUAUACAUGAUAUGCACAUACACCAAUCUUUUUUUAAAAUAAGUAUGUGUUCUUUUUGUAGAAAAAAUGUAAAAUAAAAAAAAGAAUACAUGUAUGUUAGCACUAUUUUAAUCCACUAAGUGCACUGAGAAAUUGUGAUAUUAAUAUCCUGCCACAUGAUGUUUAUUGAUUGUUUAUUAUUGACUUGUAGUAUUGCAAAGCACGCCUUGAACACAAAUGCAAUUAUUACCUUGUUUGUUAGAAAUAUUGUUUUUUAUCGAAAUAAAAAUGCAUUGAACACGGGUCAUGCUUGACUUGUUUAAUUAGUGCGUAUGUUUGUUAACUUAUUGAGCAUUUGAGAUAUUUAUUUGAAUUAGAUGUGUAUAUUUAUACUAAUUUCGUACUUCUUUUAUUUGUUUCACCCUUUCCAUUUGCACCAAAGCACUCUUUCACCUCUUCUCCUCUAAGCAUGACUGUUUUACUCAAUAUACAUACACAUAAUUAUAUAAAUAUAAUAUAUUUUCAUUGAAAUUUGCUGUUACCAAGAGACUGUAUUUUUGAAUGUUCUCUAUGAUAUGGUAUAAGAAUAUUCAAAAAAUGAAAUAAAUAGUAAUAUUUUUUUCCAAAUCCAUAAUAUAAUAGUGAACAACGGAGCCGUUCAGCUCGGUGUAAGAUCCCUUCAGCAAUGAUCAAUAGAGUUGAUUCUAGUACAUGGUUGUGUUUGGAAAUCAAUAUUGAUUUACAAUUAUUAUAAUGAACAAGGAGUCGCCUAAACCAUCACUGGUGAAUACUACCCAUUUAUGCUAUUGAUAACGAUUAUAAUCAAUGAUUGUAGUAAUAGUUUAUGAUUAUAAUAGUAAUUGACUAAAGUUAAAAGCUAACAGUAACUACACAUAUCACAUUCAUGUUUUAAUUGUACGGUAUGUUAAAUUGGAGAAAUACAUGUAUAGCCAACAGCCCGACGGCAAUGCAGCAAAGAUGUGAAUAUACUACUCGAAAGGCAAUGUCAAAUACAUAUCAUAUUAUACUUAUAAAUAUAUAUAUUAUAUUAUCAUGGAAAGCUAUGUAUAUACUAUAUAUCCCAUUGAUAUAUACUCUAUAUAUAUAUAUGAAUUUGAAAAGAAUUUAACGAAUGAUGGUGAUGAUAAUGAUGAUAAUAUUGUUCGUUAUAAAAAAUCACUCGUCGUUUGAAAAUACAAAAAAAAGUACAAAAAAUUAUACAUCUUUUAUUGCA
Messenger RNA from Nilaparvata lugens (brown planthopper), 16111 nucleotides. RefSeq lists its product as uncharacterized. Gene Ontology annotation, biological process: positive regulation of MAPK cascade. Gene Ontology annotation, cellular component: terminal bouton. NCBI's taxonomy places the organism in Eukaryota, Metazoa, Arthropoda, Insecta, Hemiptera, Delphacidae. The transcript is spliced from 3 exons. The coding region runs from base 107 to 631 and encodes 174 amino acids. Gene Ontology annotation, molecular function: protein binding; transmembrane receptor protein tyrosine kinase activator activity. The record is from RefSeq and is a predicted model, not a curated record.